UCCCUCUCUGAUUGAGGCAGAAGAUUGACUUACGUAAAUGCAGAGUUAUGAUUUAUAGCGGUUGCUCAGCAUGGUGUACAAAAUCACAGGCGACUUAAUACUGACAUGUGAUGUUCUCCACUCUCCAAACUCCAUCACUGCUGGUCACGUAGACCAACCUUAAAGAACAAGGACAACAAUCUCAAUUGGAAAGCAGCACGACAGUGACGAUUUCUCAGUGCAGAAGAAAUAUUCCGACCAGGAAUCCCGUUCAGGUGGUAAAUGAAGCUGACAAGCAGUCCCGGGUUCCGCCACACGACCUGGUAGUCUACUCUUCCACAAACCGCCCCGUAAUAUCUGCUCAAUCGACCCAUUAACGAUUGCAUGUGUGGUCCGUUGGAUGGUUCGGGUCUCAGUGGAUGGUGCGGUCGGUUUGAUCAGGAGCAUCCUCAGCAGGUUUUCCUUCCCAAUUGACCUACCAAACAAUCGAUGGCAGCCUCGUCAGAUGCCGAUAUCUUCGAAGAGGCGAAUAGAGCCCUUCAGGGAUUUAACGACGAUGGUGACCAUGACGACCAGCUGGACAACUGUCUGGCCGCCAUGACAACAGUGAAGGAGUCUAAGGACCGAUACAGCGCUGAGAUAGAGAGGCUACGAGAAGAGGUCGCGCACCUCGAGGUGCAGGUAGAGGAGGAUGAGCAGAGAUUGCUGGAGAUACAAAUGACGACUCUCGAUAGGAUACAGUCUUCACUUCAACUUGGAAGCAAUGUUACAGAUCAAUCUACACAGGAUCAUUUACACCUGCAAGGGUCGUUCACUGGUAUCCAGUACACAGAUGCUACAGUCAAAGUCCUCAAGAAGGAUAGUGAGCAGAUCACCAGGCAACACUGUCUUCAAGGCGAGUGCUCUGGGCUCACAUUCCAGGCUGACUUCAAGGUGGAAGAGCAAACGCUUUCAGUGACAGCCAGAGAGAGUUUGCCAUCACCAAGCAAUCAAGAAACAAGAAAUCGCAUCACAUCGUUAUCUAUUAAGAUUGACGACAGGGCAUUGUGGGAACUAGAAGAGUUCGUCCGAGAAGCGGAAAAGAGUCGUUCCCUUCAACCAUUCCUAAAGGGUUAUGGACAGUACGCACAGCGAUUUGUUGCAAGACAGAAGGCAUUUGAACACUUUAAGAGACAGUAUCCAGAAGAAGUGACGUUACCUCAAGGUUCCUUUGGUUCCUCAAUGAAAUUUGGCAGUCACAAUGGAGCGAUGUACACCGUGGUCUGGGGAAUCUCAGUAUCCACCACAGGGAGAGCUGACCAACCGAUAGUGCUGCAGGUUACAUCAUCCAAACAAAUGAGACGUUUAGACGAACAGAAGGUUUUGACGACGGCGCCCGAGAAGUUCCAACAGAUGCUUCAGAGGUUAGGCAUUGAGAAAAGCAUUGACACCUUCAUCCAAGCUAUCACAACAACAUGACCAAUCAGGGUGUUUAUUUCAAGGAAAUCUUCAUUCGGCCACAGGUCUUGUUCCUCAGUAUUUCAGGGAUGAGAUUGUUCAUACUUUUGGCUGAAUUCAGACUUUUUAUGUCGGCCUGGUGAAGAAAAUCAGACAAUAUUUGUUUCUACAAAUAAAGAAAUCCUGCUCAAUGGUCUACUUCUCUAGUGCUAUGGAUACUGUUUCCCAAAGCUCUUUGGAAUCUAUAACCCUAGGGGUUACCAACUGGUAUAAAUUGCAUCAUUUCAACAUACCUUUGAACUUGUAGCCAAGUUUCAUACUUUUUCGUUAGUAAUGACUCUCACCCGUGGUAUUUCCACCACACCAAUUUGUGUAUAUAUACAAGAUAUAUAUUUUGUGUAUCAAGUAAUGAAAAAAAAAAAAAAAUUGGGUAGACCAAAGAAAAAUUUACUGGAGGGGAC
Messenger RNA from Asterias rubens (European starfish), 1877 nucleotides. RefSeq names its product centromere protein P-like. Gene Ontology annotation, biological process: CENP-A containing chromatin assembly. Gene Ontology annotation, cellular component: nucleus; chromosome, centromeric region. The record is from RefSeq and is a predicted model, not a curated record. Bases 469 to 1437 code for a protein of 322 amino acids. Lineage: Eukaryota; Metazoa; Echinodermata; Asteroidea; Forcipulatida; Asteriidae. The transcript is spliced from 11 exons.